Molecule: messenger RNA, 3449 nt
Organism: Crotalus tigris (Tiger rattlesnake)
Lineage: Eukaryota; Metazoa; Chordata; Lepidosauria; Squamata; Viperidae
Gene: NAAA
Product: N-acylethanolamine acid amidase
Exons: 11
Coding region: 621-1709 (362 amino acids)
Biological process (GO): fatty acid metabolic process
Cellular component (GO): lysosome
Molecular function (GO): fatty acid amide hydrolase activity
Source: RefSeq, a predicted model, not a curated record
AAGAAUUUCAAGACGAAAACACUGAAACUCAAUUAAGAUUCGAGGAAAGUACACAUAGUCACACACACUGUAAAAAGGAUUAAAAAGACACAAAGAAAAUGUAAUAUUGAACUGGAACGCACGCUAAAAAAAGUACAAUACAAAAUGUUUUACAGAGCCACUCAGCAUGCAAUGUUUCGAAAGAAGCGCUGCCCCCUCCAUCAGAUAUACAGCGAUUCACUGUACGGAAAAAGUCUCAAAAGUGUCCCCAAAACCUCUCGCUCCAUUGCCCCCAUAUCGUUCCAUCACCCCCCCUAAAAAAUGAAAUCGCAAUAUGGGGGGCAAUAUGGCCCAGCUUAAGAGCCACUGGACUAGACGACCUCCAAGGUCCCCUCCAGCUUUAAUCCGAUCGAAGGCCUCGCUUUCCGCCGUCUGAAUUUUGCUCGUCCCCCCCCCCGAAAACUCCUUGCCCGGAGUUGCGCCCUUCGCCUCGGGGAUCCCCUUUGCCAGCCGCGCCCAGAUGUCCGGGCGGAAAAGGGGGGGGCGUGGAGAGGCGGCGGGGCAGCCAAUCCGAGCGGCGGGGCCGGCCGUGGAAAACGGAGGCGAUCGGCGGGUGCCUGCCGCGUCCUGCAGCUGCGUCCAUGGCCGAGCAGGGGCGCGGGGGCUCCGGCUUUUCCCUGGCGCUCCUUCUGGGGCUGCUUCUGCUGGCGCUGCCCCGCGGCGGGGCGGGCGGCUCCCGGUCCCAAGUGGCCCCUUUGCGCUGCAACGUCAGCCUGGACAGCCCUCCCGAGCUCCGCUGGGGCCCGGUCGCCCGGCACUUCGAGCCGGUGUUCAUGCGCGCCGUGCUCAAUCGCAUCAUCGAUUCAGUGAUCCCCAAAUGGGUCCAUGCCAUUAUUCGACCUAUAGCAGAAGAAAUAGAGAAAUUCAUCCCCCAGCCUUAUGAAGGAGAAAUUCGGGGACUUUCCAAGUACUUCGGGGUUAACGUUGGUGAUGGGCUCCUGCUGAAUCUGGCCUACGAAUUCACUGCCUUCUGCACCAGUAUUGUUGCUCAAGACAAGCAAGGAAAUAUAUAUCAUGGUCGGAAUAUGGAUUAUGAUUUUGGAGAGUAUUUACGCAAGAUUACAAUUGAUGUGGAUUUUAUCGAGAAUGGGCAGGUAAAAUUCAAAGGCACUACGUUCUUCGGCUACGUCGGCUUAUGGACGGGGCAAAGUCCACACAAGUUUUCCAUCACUGGGAAUGAGCGAGAUGUUGGCUACUGGUGGGAGAACGCCAUAUCAGCCUUUUUGGCCCGAUACAGUCCAGCCAGCUGGCUUAUCAGAACUGUUCUAAGUGAAGCGGAAAACUUUGAAGAAGCUGCUCUGAUGCUCUCCAAGACACCCAUUAUAGCAGACGUUUAUUACAUCAUCGGAGGCACAGCACCCAGACAAGGAGCAAUCAUUACAAGAAAAAGAAGAGGCCCGGUAGAUAUUUGGCCCCUGGAACCUUUAACUGGGGCGUGGUACCGAGUGGAGACCAAUUAUGACCACUGGACAAACCCACCGCCUUACGAUGAUCGAAGGACUCCAGCUAUUAAAGCACUAAAUAGGACAGGACAAGAACAUCUCAAUCUUAAUUCCCUCUUUAAGGUGUUAUCAACAGAACCUGUAUUAAACCCGCUCACCAUUUAUACUACUUUGAUGAGUAACGCAGAUCCGGACAAGUAUCAGACUUGGAUCAGGACACUGGAGUGAAAAUGUGAAAUGAAGGAAUGAAAAUCUUUGAAAACGCAAAAGCAGGAGCUACGUUUAUUAACUGCAUAGGCAAAAUAACGAACUGAUGUAUAUAUAGUAUUCUCUUCAAACUACCAUCUUUAAAAGAAGAAAAAAGAACUUGCUGCCUUCAGGGCCUUAGGGCUUAGUGUGCAGGCAAUGGUUAUUGAAAUAAUAGACGUGGGAUAAGAGCCAGUUUCCCUUCUUUUAUUUGAUUAAACAUCAUGUCCUAUUGGCUAUUUUAGCCCAUCAGUACAAAAACCAGAUUUCCCUGUUGCUGUAUGACAUGGCUAUGUCCUGAUUAGAUGCACUUUAUUUGAUAUUCCUGAGAAACCAUAAGAUAUGUGUGGUUUACAUCAGGACUUAGAUGGAUUAUCUUAGAUCUACGUAUUUGGCCAACGGCCAGAUACACACAUAGAUAUUUAUGGUGACUCUAUUCUCCUACGGAAAACCCUAGAAAAAUGAGUUUGGACAGCUGUUAAGUUCCAAGAUGGACAAAGAGCUCUCUGCAUACCCAGCUUUUGCAGAAUGUAUCUUAAAAUGGGGGGGGGGGUCUGUAGUUUCUCUCUGAGUUUGGUUGUUUUCUUGCAGACGUUUCAUUAUCCAACUAGGUAACAUCAUCAGUGCUAGAAGAGGUUUGCUCUCUGUUUAUAUACAAGAAAACAAUGGAGCUCAGAGAGCAGCAAGGACCCCACAGUUCAAUUGUGAACUAUAAAUAUUUUCUUCUGUUGGUAUUUCAAAGUAUAGCACAGAGUUGUCUAAUCUUUCCGAGCUCGCGGCCCGGAGGGGAGAGCACCUUCCAAAUUACUGUGUGCACGCAAAUGGGGCCGCGCCCACUGGCACAGUACUAGCGGUUGCGUUCGUGCAUGCGCUGGCGACGUGUGCGUGCGUGAACAGCCGUGCACCCCCUGCGGCGGCUAGCGCCCGUUUGCACAUGCACAAAUAGGCUGCGGGCACACACACACACACUAGCACCCCGUUCAUGCAUGCACAAACAAGGCGCACCGCCCCCCCCCGCGCUAGCAUCCCCAUUCGCAGGGCCGUGGGCGCUAGCGCAAGUGGGGAAUGCACGCCCACGAGUGUGUGCCUUGGCCAGCCAUUUCUGCGGGCCGCUGGCCAAGAGCCCGCAGCCUGGUACCAGGCUGUGGCCCAUAGGUUGGGGACCCUUGGUAUAGGAGAUAGGCAAAGAAAAUUCUGUCCUUCUAGAUUAGAAGAAUGGGGUCUUGCCGUCCCUUUUUCAAGUGUCAACUACAAAUACACUGCUAUGUUUCCUGUAAUUAUUUUAAAUAAUAAUAAUUAAAAUUUUAAGAUCCUUUCCUGCUAGUAGUUUUAGUGUCGCAAAAGCAUCAGGAUUUAUACUUUGAAAUGUCGUUUAUCUUUAAAUGUAAGCCUCAGGCCAUGUUUUAAAACCUGCCAAAACCUUUUUUUUUUUCCUUAUUCUUUGUGUCUAUCAUCACAAAUACUUAAUGAUAGGGCUGAAAAUAAAUUGACUUGGAAAAGGGCGACGUCUUGCCUGUUUUUUGUUUUUUUUUCUUUCUUUCUGGAAAGAAAGUUCUAAUGCUGGGGAAGAUGGAAGGAACGGGAAGAGGACAAUCAGCAGCAAAGUGUGGCUACCUUCAGAAAAACGGAAUCAUACUGACCUGACGUAAAAAUACAUUGAGUAGAGUCUAAUGCUGGAUAAAAACAUGUAAUAAAAUUAAUUAUAAAAGAUUAUUAAAAAGA